Molecule: messenger RNA, 2810 nt
Organism: Myxocyprinus asiaticus (Chinese sucker)
Lineage: Eukaryota; Metazoa; Chordata; Actinopteri; Cypriniformes; Catostomidae
Product: DNA replication licensing factor mcm4-like
Exons: 17
Coding region: 110-2677 (855 amino acids)
Biological process (GO): double-strand break repair via break-induced replication; DNA strand elongation involved in DNA replication; DNA replication
Cellular component (GO): nucleus; MCM complex
Molecular function (GO): single-stranded DNA binding; single-stranded DNA helicase activity; ATP binding
Source: RefSeq, a predicted model, not a curated record
CAAGAAAUGUGGAUUCCUGAUUGGUCUAAAUUUCCCCGCGAAAUUUACGUCACUGUCAGUUUCGUGCCACCACUGACGACAGGAGAUAUCACAGAAGAUUUGAUUCGAGAUGUCUUCACCAUCAUCAUCUCAGAGCGGGCAUAAGAGAGACCCUCCAACCCCUGCAAGCGAGGACCCUCUCUCCCCACCGUCCCAGCGCUCUAGAGCCCAUGACACGUCCACAGAGCUGCAGCCCAUGCCCACAUCUCCGGCCAUGGACACCCAGAGUUCAGCCGCACAGGACAUGUCGCUGUUCUCCAGUCCUGUGGCCCAUCGCUCUGUCCUGCAGAGUGAGAUUGAUGCAAGUUCCCCGCUGAUGUAUGGCACUCCCAGCUCCAGGGUCGAAGGAACUCCCCGCAGCGGAAUACGCGGCACUCCGGCCCGUCAGAGGGCUGACCUGGGAUCAGUGCGGAAAGCUCCGCAGGUUGACAUGCACUCGGAACUGCCAUCUGGAGAUGCAGCGGCUGGCAGUGAGCAGGGAGUGGGACAGAGACUCGUGAUCUGGGGGACUGAUGUCAAUGUGGGAACCUGCAAGGAGAAGUUUCAGCGUUUCCUUGAGCGCUUUACUGACCCCAACUCCAGAGAGGAGGAGAGUGCUGGUCUGGAUCUGAAUGAGCCUCUAUACAUGCAGAAACUGGAUGAGAUCAGUGUUGUUGGAGAACCUGUAUUGAAUGUGAACUGCAGUCAUAUUCAAACAUUUGAUGCUGAUCUGUACCGUCAGCUUAUCUGUUAUCCACAGGAAGUCAUUCCAACCUUUGACAUGGCAGUCAAUGAGCUGUUCUUCGAUCGAUUUCCAGACUCCGUUUUGGAGCAUCAGAUUCAAGUGCGUCCGUACAGCGCGAUAAAAACCAGAAACAUGCGCGCACUCAAUCCUGAAGAUAUUGACCAGCUCAUCACUAUCAGUGGAAUGGUGAUCCGCACCUCUCAGCUAAUCCCGGAGAUGCAGGAGGCGUUUUUCCGCUGUCAGGUAUGUGCGUUCAACACACGCGUGGAGGUGGACCGCGGGCGGAUUGCUGAACCUGCCGUCUGCCGGAACUGCAACACUACUCACAGCAUGGCACUGGUUCAUAAUCGCUCUGCUUUCUCCGACAAACAAAUGAUAAAAUUACAGGAGUCUCCAGAGGACAUGCCUGCGGGUCAGACACCUCAUACCACAGUCCUAUACGCGCACAACGACUUGGUGGACAAAGUGCAGCCCGGAGACAGAGUGAACAUAACUGGUAUUUACAGAGCAGCACCCAUGCGUCUAAACCCCCGACAGAGCCAGGUGAAGUCUGUGUACAAGACGCACAUUGACGCCAUUCACUUCCGUAAAACAGACGAGAGACGUCUUCAUGGUCUGGAUGAAGAUGGCGAGCAGAAACUCUUCACCAAAGAGCGAGUCGCAGUGCUCAAAGAACUAGCCGCAAAACCUGACGUCUAUGAACGCCUCUCCUCCGCUUUGGCACCUAGCAUCUAUGAACAUGAAGACAUUAAGAAAGGCAUCCUCUUGCAGUUAUUCGGUGGAACCCGUAAGGACUUCACUCAAACGGGUCGUGGAAACUUCCGUGCCGAGAUCAACAUCCUGCUUUGCGGUGAUCCAGGCACUAGCAAGUCCCAGUUGCUCCAGUACGUGUAUAACCUCGUUCCACGUGGGCAGUACACAUCCGGGAAGGGUUCCAGUGCCGUGGGUCUCACAGCCUAUGUGAUGAAGGAUCCAGAAACCCGACAGCUGGUACUGCAGACGGGAGCGCUCGUGCUCAGCGAUAACGGCAUCUGCUGCAUCGACGAGUUUGACAAGAUGAGCGACAACACACGAUCAGUGCUGCAUGAAGUUAUGGAGCAGCAGACACUCUCGAUUGCCAAGGCUGGAAUAAUUUGCCAGCUCAACGCUCGAACCUCCAUCCUCGCAGCAGCCAAUCCAGUGGAGUCUCAGUGGAACCCCAAAAAGACGACCAUUGAGAACAUCCAGCUUUCUCAUACAUUGCUGUCCAGGUUUGAUUUAAUCUUCCUGAUGCUGGACCCUCAGGAUGAGGCGUAUGACAGACGUCUUGCCCAUCACCUGGUGGCUCUGUAUUAUCAGAGUGAAGACCAAAUUGAAGAGGAAUAUCUGGACAUGGCUGUGCUGAAAGACUACAUCGCUUUUGCUCGAACAUCUGUCCACCCCAGACUUUCUGAGGAGGCUAGUCAGGCCCUAAUUGAGGCGUAUGUAGACAUGCGCAAGAUCGGCAGUGGGAGGGGUAUGGUGUCUGCAUAUCCCCGUCAGCUGGAGUCACUCAUCAGAUUGGCUGAAGCUCACGCUAAAGUGCGUUUCUCCAAUAAAGUUGAGUCCAUCGAUGUGGAAGAAGCCAAGAGACUUCACAGAGAGGCACUGAAACAGUCUGCAACUGAUCCCAGAACAGGAUUUGUGGACAUCUCUAUUCUCACCACAGGCAUGAGCGCUACAGCACGCAAGCGUAAAGAGGAAGUGGCCCAGGCCCUGAAGAAACUCAUUCAGUCAAAGGGCAAAACGCCAGCUAUGAAGUACCAGCAGCUGUUUGAUGAUCUUCGUGGCCAGUCAGAGGCUGCCAUCACUAAGGACAUGUUUGAUGAGGCACUUCGGGCACUUGCUGAUGAAGAUUAUCUGACCAUCACAGGAAAGACUGUCCGACUGCUGUAAACACCCUUCGCUGCUGCUUCCUUUUUCAUUAUGUUGCUUAUUCAAUUCUGUGUCUCUAGAGCAAUAUUUGUUAAUAGCAAUGAUAUGUAUGAAUCAUUUUCUGGUUGCAAUAAAUACGUUUUGUUGAUCAAAA